CAAGAUUCUGCAGGUGGUGAUGGCUCAUUUGGUCGAGAGAUAGGCUUGAAUAAUUCACGAGAUGAGGUUUCUGGUGACAGGAUACCUCCUUCAACCAAAGGUUUUGAUAAUACUUUCCAUAAGCGCCCCCAUGUAUCUCGGGUUUUAUCUUCACCUGAUGUCCAGUCAGACCAGCCAUCCGUACCCAGUGUCAAUCAAAAUAAUUUAAUAAAUCUCACAGCUAGUGAAGGGAGACGAGAACCGUCUACAAAUUCGUCAAUGAGUAGCAUGGCAGAUGCUCAGGCUGCUGGAAAGAAGGAGGUUCGAUUUAGAUCUUCUUCGUUCAGUGAAGGUGCGGUGUCAGAGACAUCAUUUAUAGACAUGCUCAAAAAGCCCGUUCUUGCUGAGGUAGUGGUGGAUUCGCAUGCAGGCAGUGGAGUUGGGAGUGAGUCAUCUGAUGCAGCACAAGCAGGUAGAGGCGGGAAAAAGAAAGGGAAGAAAGGAAAACAGAUAGAUCCUUCUCUUCUUGGUUUCAAGGUCUCCAGUAACCGGAUCAUGAUGGGUGAGAUUCAACGCCCUGAAGACUGAUAGUUAAUUGCUUGUAGAUUAGGUGUAAAAUUUUGCGAAUUUUUUUGUUUUUUUGGAUGAAAUGGUGUACAGUCCGCUAGAGCAUAGCUAUAAUGUCUGAAUACAUCUGUUUUUUACGAUAGGUGUAUAAUAGAUUUGCAUUUUGAAAGCGUCGACGAGUGUGUACAUAGUCAGUCAGUGAGUCACUGAUGAGUGUAUAUAAACGGGGAAGCUAUGCUUGUUAUAUGGUGGAUGAUUUUGGUGGGUGGGGGGAUAGACACAAUAGAAUCAAAGAGAAUUAAUUGUAUCCAUCGUGGUUUGUUAAAGAGUUAAAUUCUUAUUCUCUUCAUUUCAAAACUA
Molecule: messenger RNA, 906 nt
Organism: Vigna radiata var. radiata (mung bean)
Lineage: Eukaryota; Viridiplantae; Streptophyta; Magnoliopsida; Fabales; Fabaceae
Exons: 3
Coding region: 259-567 (102 amino acids)
Source: RefSeq, a predicted model, not a curated record